This is a messenger RNA of Ailuropoda melanoleuca (giant panda), 2076 nucleotides long. RefSeq names its product astacin like metalloendopeptidase (gene ASTL). Lineage: Eukaryota; Metazoa; Chordata; Mammalia; Carnivora; Ursidae. The record is from RefSeq and is a predicted model, not a curated record. Gene Ontology annotation, biological process: proteolysis. Gene Ontology annotation, molecular function: metalloendopeptidase activity; zinc ion binding.
CAGUCUGCUAUCCGGCAGGCCUGUCCUUGCGGGUGUUUGGGCUCCUGCUCGCUGCGGGAGGCCCCCCCCCCCACCAGACCGCGUGAACAUGGGAGGCCUCUGGCCAUGGGUGCUUGGUCUGCUCUGUUUGCCGGGUUUGCUCCUAGGAGCACCCUCCGCCUCCAGCUCCCCAGAAGCCUGUGGAACCAGCUUCUCAGAGGGCCUCAACCCCGAGGAGACCCAGACGUCCUGGGACAAGGACAUCCCUGAAAUUAACCAAGGGCUCAUUCCAGAGGAGACCCCAGAGAGCAGCUUCCUCCUCGAGGGGGAUAUCCUUCGGCCAAGUCCCUUCCGGCUGUUCUCAGCGGGCAGCAACAAGUGGCCUAAGAACGGGGGGUUUGUGGAGGUCCCCUUCCUGCUCUCCAGCAAGUACGACAAACCCAGCCGCGAGGUCCUCCUGAAGGCAUUUGCCGAGUUUGAACGCGUCACCUGCAUCAGGUUUGUCGCCUACCAGGGCCAGAGAGACUUCAUUUCCAUCAUCCCCAUGUCUGGGUGUUUCUCCAGUGUGGGACGCAGUGGAGGGAUGCAGGUGGUGUCCCUGGCACCUACCUGUCUCCAGAAAGGCCCAGGCAUUGUCCUGCAUGAGCUCAUGCAUGUGCUGGGCUUCUGGCAUGAGCACUCACGGGCUGAUCGGGACCGCUAUAUUCGAAUCAACUGGAACGAGAUCCUCCCAGGCUUUGAAAUCAACUUCAUCAAAUCUCGGAGCAGCAACAUGCUGGUGCCCUAUGACUACUCAUCAGUGAUGCACUAUGGGAGGCUUGCCUUCAGCCGCCGUGGGCUGCCCACCAUCACACCACUCUGGGCUCCUGGUGUCCACAUUGGCCAGCGAUGGAACCUGAGCACCUCGGACAUCACACGGGUCCUCAGGCUUUACGACUGCAGCCCGAGUGGCCAAGGCCCCCGUGGAGGAGGGUUCCAGCCCCACAGCGAUGGUGGGAGCCCUACCCCUGCCUCUAGACCAUACCUGCAGCGGCUUCUGAAGGCGUUGUUGGCAGAAUCUGGGAGCCCCGAUGCCAGUGGCCCCAAGGCUGGAGGCCGGCGUGUUGCUGCAGGGCUGGGAGAGAGCUCACGUAGCUGGGAGCUCCCUGCACCAAGGAAGUUCGCUCUGGAGGCCUCUGCAGGGCUGCUUCAGACCCCAGCUUCCUCCGUGAACUCCAGGCCCGGAGCAGGUGUUCCUGGUAUUGCUCUAGAUACGUCCUGGCCAGCCCGAGUGCCCUCUUACCCCCCAACCACGUCUCCAGAAGCAGAAGACCAGCUAGUGCCUAUUCGGGAUGCUCUGGGGACCCCAGCUCUGCCAGGAGCACAUGUACCUGAAAGUCCUUUCAGGGGGCUGCCCAGAGGUCGAGCCCGUGGCUUCUGUCCCCAAGUGGGAAGGGCAUCCUCUGUCUAGAAGAGCUGGGUUGUGUAACUUCUGGCCUUUCCUGGCAGUACCUGGUCUUCCAGCCCCAACUUGAGGCCUGGACUCUCCCUCUGCCCCUUCCUUCCCCAUAUGUUCUCCCGAAGGCUCCUGGGAACAAAGGGGACUUCUAGGUCUAUUUAGGGAAAGCGGGUCUGUCAAGAGAUGCCUGGCUGUGCCUGUUCUCAGCUUCUGCCCUAGCCCUAGAGGCUGCUGGGAAGGGAAGAGGAUACUCUCCAGGGCCCCAGAACCACAGGGGUCCACAGAGGCAGCUUCCAGCCCCGAAGGCCCCUGGGAGUCCUCCUGUGGUGAGUCCCAGCCCCCCAGGAUGCUCAGGUACUGUCUCUCUAUCAGGCCAGGACUUAGGGGGAGCCUGUGGCUGGGACCCUGGGAAUGGCCUCACACCCCUGUGUUUGGGUGCUAGGAAGAUUACGUUCCAGCUGUAGCCUCCAGCUCUGCUCCCCAGGGGGGCUUUCAGCUUGCUCCCCUGCAGUGCAGGGCGGCUCCAGAGACAGGAAUGCUACCCCAUGGGGCGAUGAGGAAGGCACCAAGCCCUCCAGCAUGACACAAUGGGGAAACUCAACAAGAGUGGGAGGCCUUGAAUAUGGGACUCAAAGCUCCUCUCCACCCUGUUCCCAGGA